AUAACCUCCCUCUCCUCCUCCACUCCGCCCUCAGCUAUCUCUCCUCCCUAUCUCUCUCCCAACAAACACAUUCACAAUGCAGACCGCCGCCGUCAUCUUCUUCUCGGUGCUUCUCUCCGCCGCUGCCUUCCAUCCCGCUCUCGCCCUCGUCGACGGGUAUUUGCCGAAUGGCGAUUUUGAGAGGGGACCAAAGGCGUCGGAAAUGAACGGCACGGUGGUGAAAGGGCAGUUUGCGAUACCGGCGUGGGAAAUUUCAGGGUUCGUUGAGUACAUAAAAUCCGGUCAGAAACAAGGCGACAUGUUGCUGGUGGUGCCGGAGGGGGCGUUCGCCGUCCGGCUAGGGAACGAGGCGUCGAUCAAACAGAAGAUCAAAGUGGUUAAAGGAGUUUACUAUUCCAUAACGUUCAGCGCCGCCCGUACCUGCGCUCAAGAGGAGCGGCUGAACAUCUCCGUCGCGCCGGACUGGGGGGUUCUGCCGAUGCAAACCCUUUACAACAGCAAUGGGUGGGACCUGUACGCUUGGGCCUUCCAAGCCACGGCGGACGAGGUGGUUAUUCUGAUCCAUAACCCUGGCGAGGAGGAAGACCCGGCUUGUGGUCCCCUCAUCGACGCCAUUGCCAUUAAGACUCUCUACCCUCCCAAGGCCUCCAAUGAUAAUCUGGUGAAGAACGGCGAUUUCGAAAUAGGUCCAUACGUGUUCCCCAACGCAUCGUCGGGAGUUUUGGUCCCACCCAACAUCGAAGACGACCACUCUCCGAUCCCCGGCUGGAUGGUGGAGUCUCUCAAGGCCGUUAAAUACAUCGAUUCCGAUCACUUCUCCGUCCCCAGCGGGAAGCGCGCCGUCGAGCUCGUCGCCGGAAAAGAGAGCGCCAUAGCUCAGGUCGUCCGUACGGUUCCAGGGAGAACAUACAUCCUCUCGUUUGUCGUCGGCGAUGCAAGCAACUCGUGCGAAGGAUCCAUGGUCGUCGAAGCGUUCGCCGGUAAAAACACUCUGAAAGUGCCGUACCAGUCAAAAGGCAACGGCGGAUCGAAACCGGCGGCGCUGAAAUUCGUGGCGGAGUCGACAAGAACACGUAUUAUGUUCCUCAGCACAUUCUACACCAUGCGAAGCGAUGAUUUCUCGUCGCUGUGUGGGCCGGUGCUCGAUAAGGUGAAAUUGUUGAGCGUUCGAGGAAGAAAAUAAUAAUUUAUAAAUAUAUAUAUAUAUAUAUAUAUAUAUAUAUAUAUUUAUAUACGAUAUAUAAUUAAUAAUUUUCUAUGCGGAUAGGGCUUUUCUACAUAAUAGUGUGAUUUUAAGGGGGGACCAUUUUUCUGUAAUUGUGAUGUGCUAAAAAAUCGAGUUUAAUCGAUUUUUCUCUUAC
This is a messenger RNA of Cucurbita moschata (crookneck pumpkin), 1361 nucleotides long. RefSeq lists its product as uncharacterized. The transcript is spliced from 3 exons. The record is from RefSeq and is a predicted model, not a curated record. Gene Ontology annotation, cellular component: plant-type cell wall. Bases 77 to 1183 code for a protein of 368 amino acids. NCBI's taxonomy places the organism in Eukaryota, Viridiplantae, Streptophyta, Magnoliopsida, Cucurbitales, Cucurbitaceae.